Messenger RNA from Dermacentor albipictus, 1299 nucleotides. RefSeq lists its product as uncharacterized. Lineage: Eukaryota; Metazoa; Arthropoda; Arachnida; Ixodida; Ixodidae. The record is from RefSeq and is a predicted model, not a curated record.
CGUGAAUGCCGUGGGCUUCGAUUCCGAAAUUGUGCCAUGUUCUAUAAUUUCAUAGCCCAAUACGUUAAUUGGGAAGUUGUCAAUUAACUAAUCGAAUGUUGCAAUUUGUCGUGCAAGUGAUGUCCAUCUGAUCGGGUAAUCCAGCUGACGUGACCGAUUUGCGACAUCUGUGACAUGCGAUCUUUAAUAAAUAGUAUAGCUUUAAAAAAGAGCGAAAAUGCAACCACUACAUAUUGACUGUUUCUAGUGCUUAUGGCAUAGGCGGUCAAGUUAAAGAGAUCAUCGGAUCACUCAGCCCCAAACGACCAGACAUGAUCACAUAGCCACGUUGACCAAAUAAAGAAGACGACGACGACGGUAAGCAUGGGCGUCAAAAAUUUUCACCAUGCAUAUAUCUUGUUUAUAGAGUUGUUUAAUGUGUGCCGGCUCAGUGAUAAUGUAGCUAGUUGUCACCAACACUCUUUUUACUUAUCAGAUUUUUUUGUCUUCUUUUUUUCCUUGCCGCAAAUUACUGGACUACAUACGUGGCGCAAAUUUUACGCAGAAGGCAUCUGACAGUGAAGACGUAAUCCGCCAACUGCCUUUCCUAACGGGGACAGACUGAGAGCAUGGACUGCUGGACGUCAUGGUAUACCUUUAACAACAAGCCCAGCAUACAAACCAUGGCAAGUGCCUCCUUUACAAUACAUACAAUAGCGCUGAUGACAUGCCUGCUCGCCAUCCUCAAAAGCGACGACGCAGCAGUUUACCUGAAACUAAAAGCUAUAGAGUGCACGUCACCAGAUGGAAUGGCAGCGAAAGCAUUUUGCUUUUUGUUUGAGAGCUUUGACUGCCAUCAGCUUUCGCUGCUAUUCCAUCUUCACAGAGUGGAAUGGUCGUCUUUUUUUUUUCUUACAGAAAUUUUUAUUGUCGCUGUGUUCGGAAUGGUUAUCACCUACAUAAGCAUCCUCACGGACCUCUUCCUUCUCGUUGGAAUUGAAGAUAACUGCCGGAUGGCGAUGAGCCUGUUCACUUGGUGGAACAGCUUCUGCAUAUCACUCCAAAGUAUGCUGGCAGUCGGCGUUCUCACCAGCAAGGUCACCAGGGAAAAUUUCACAGUGAUUAUCCGCUGGCUGUUACUGACAAUUGUCGUCCUGAUGAUUAAGAGUCACUACACACGUCAAGUGCAUGCCUACUACCAACAUGUGAAGCCCCUGAACACCUUACAAUCAAUGAUCAAGGAGACUGUGAGGAUAACUGCCUCAAACUCGGAGCAGCAAAACAAGCCAGGACAAUCCUAAAGCAAGAAAGGUGGCUUAG